Molecule: messenger RNA, 1502 nt
Organism: Hypomesus transpacificus
Lineage: Eukaryota; Metazoa; Chordata; Actinopteri; Osmeriformes; Osmeridae
Product: high affinity immunoglobulin epsilon receptor subunit gamma-like
Exons: 5
Coding region: 1-426 (141 amino acids)
Biological process (GO): cell surface receptor signaling pathway
Cellular component (GO): Fc-epsilon receptor I complex
Molecular function (GO): IgE receptor activity
Source: RefSeq, a predicted model, not a curated record
AUGUAUGUGUAUCUGUGUGUGUGUGUGUGUUCACUUCUGUUGUCAGUUUCCCAGCCAUCGUACUCUGUCAGCCUCCUGGCUCGCAGAGCUAUCAAACGUUUUGGUCAAAAGUUGACAGGUACGCUAUUUCAGCAAAGUGAUUCACAGCCACUCUCAAUGAUGGGAAGACCCUGGCUUAUCUCAGUCUUUCUACUCUGGAUGAAUUUGGGCAGUGCUGCCGCCCUUGUGGAACCUGAAAUCUGUUACGUCCUGGAUGGCAUCCUGUUUCUGUAUGGCAUCAUCCUCACGGCCCUUUACUGCAGACUCAGGAUGAAUGCAAUGAGGCAGCAGCCAACGGCACCGAAAGAGAGCAUCUACGAGGGAUUGGACCCACGUGCCCAGCAGGACACCUAUGAGGAGAUUGGUAAAAAGAAAGGACUGCAAUAGUGGAGAAGGAACAUGGAUGACAGGUGGUAAUCUUGGAUGUCUUUACGUCAUUAUUUAGGACUUCUUUUUAUUUUAAUUUUUUAGCUUUUUUCUUCUAUUUGCCAUAUCUUAUGCUGUGAAGACUACAUUUUGUAAACCAAUUUUUAUUUUACCCUUGUAAGUGAUAGAGACAAAAUGCUCAUAUUUGUUCAAAUAUCAUGACACAAGUGUGAAAAAGAGAAGUUGAGCAGAGUGGAAGUUUCAAUGUUGUUUCCUUAGAGUAUGAAAAACUUAUCUGCCUCCUUCUGCUUAUUUUCGAGAGGGUUCUAACAUACAUAUAAAACAAUGAGGUAGCUGUCUGUGGUGUGUACUCGCUUCACACAAUUAGCUGCUUCCACUUUCAGGUCCUGGUACCAUGGCAACUAGCCCUAGCCUCCGACCAGUCUCUGUCCGACUCAUUUCCUGUACGGAGCCACACCAUUUUUUUUAGGCAAUGUGUAUUUUUUGUGUGUAUGUGUGGUCAUUUGUUCCUGUAUGUUUUUGGUGUGUCAGUCACUCUUAAAUUAGUUUGUGUGACUGCAUGUGUGAGGGUGAUAUCUUUUUUUUUUGUUUAAAGGGAUGAUUCUAUAGAUGACAGUAGAAUGAAUGUACAAGACGCAGGCAUACUAAGAUGAUAGUUGAAGAAAACAUCAACAACACCCCCACACACACACACCCUGAAAUGUUUAUCUGACACCGACAGUUUGUGCUUGUAUGCAUAGACACAACGCACAUUAACUACAAUAUAAUAACAUAAUACAGUAUGCUUACUAAAGUCCAAACCAAACCUGAAAAAAAUAUUUACGUAGCAUUGUGUGUGUGUAGCGCUGAGUUUUUAAAUGUUUGUAGGCUACAGCUACUCUGUAGCUACUCUGAUUGGUCUCAUCCACCUCUAACUAAAUGUGCUUGGGGCUGUUACCUACUGUAACUGUUUCAUAAAAAAAACCUGGCUUUUUAACACGGCAUAAAGUGGUCCAGUGUUGUUCAAAACAAAGUUGUCAGUCUGUCUAUGGCUAUUUCAAGGAUCCUCAAACCAAUUAAAACUUUCUGAAACUCUU